Molecule: messenger RNA, 793 nt
Organism: Drosophila santomea
Lineage: Eukaryota; Metazoa; Arthropoda; Insecta; Diptera; Drosophilidae
Exons: 1
Coding region: 204-680 (158 amino acids)
Source: RefSeq, a predicted model, not a curated record
UGAUUUUAGUGUGUUACAAACUUCCGAACAAACUACAUUUUCAUUGUCUUUGCCAACCAAAAUAUUAGAAUUUCCCUUUUCGCCAGCGACGCAAAAGCCAAAAGCGUUGAAAAAUUCAUUGUUAAUUUUUAGCAAUACCAAAAGCAGAGAUCAAGAUCGCAGUAAGGGAGGCGCAGCGUCGCCAUCCACUCGCAUUAUUCAGAAUGAAUCCCACGAAUCUGGGCAGGCAGAAUGGGGCUCUGGUGCUGGAGGUGCUGAAGGUGCUUGGUCGUCCGGCGACCAGUUUCGAGGUGGCCGAAAGAGUGGCCGACGUGUACAGGCUGCCGCUGCAGCGCAUCCGCCCAGUGGUCACCGACGUCCUCGAGGGCGGAUCACAUCAGGGAUUCUUUAGCAGACUCAAUGGCCGCUAUUCGGUGGUGCAGCCGGUGGUGGAGCAACUGGGCCGGGAUAUUGAUCAGUAUGCAGCUGAUAUUAUGGCUGCGGGGUACAGUGCCGAAGGAUCACUGCCCCAGAUGUCGACCCUGAUGCUCAAGCUACAGAAACUGGACGGAUCUCCGCCCAUGGUGAUGGGGUCCAGGUAUCCCCGAGCGACCUCGGGGGAGCAACGCGAACACAUGCCCUCCGGCGAUGUGUCCCUGGACGCCCGUCUCCUCAUGCUGCCCUUUCCUCGAGUACUGUGAAAAUUCUCCAUCUCUCAAAUUGUACCAGACGGUGAACAGAUUUGUGGUUUGUGCAAAUGGAAAAAUCUGGUGUUCAAUAAAGUCGAGGCAAUGGCUUCGAAUUUGGACCAAGA